GUAAUCAUUUUUGGGGGGUCACUUCUUCUUCUUCACCUUCCUCUCAUAAAACAAACCAAUCCAAAGUGCUCAGGUUUCAAAGGGUUAAAUCUAACAUGGAGGUCAGCUGACUCCAGCACACCUGUCCAGCCGUGAUGCCCCCGUUAAACUUUUGGCCCCUCCACGCGCUGCUGCGCACCUGCGCUCAGUGGGCGUUCCUGGGCUCGUGCGCUCCUGUGAGGCGCAGACGGCAGCGCGCGGCGCAGCAGCAGCGACCUGUCUCUUUAAGUUGGUGUCAAAGUGGAUUAUUGCUGAUCUCCGUCGUGAUUCGGUUUUCACCGUCUGUUCCUUCCGUCUAUUUCUGUUCCGCCGGGACGGUAAGCUCUGCUCGGGCUCAGAGAAACGGGCUCCGGUAACUCCUGCUCCAAAGUUUGGAGCAUGGCAGCUUCGUGAAGUGUCUCCUGCGGUGCUGCUCGGUGUGAAGCCCGCGGUGAAGCUCCGGUGAGCCGGUGAGUGAUGCGCGCUGCGCCGCGGACUCUCCAACUUUUCCUGCCAUGGUAAGCGUGGAUUACUCUCCUCUGCUAACGGACAUCUUUACCGCGUCUCUGCGCUCAUAACGGCCGUGACACACUCCUGGGAGGUGUGAUGUGACGCCCCGGUGACUGUUCUCAGUUGGCACCGGAUUAAAAGCAUAAAAUGCAGAAGGGCGUGCGGUACAACGAGGGCCACGCGCUCUAUCUGUCGGUGGUGGCGCGUAAAGAGGGCUCCAGGCGCGGCUUCCUGAGCAAGAAGACCACGGAGAACAGCCGCUGGACCGAGAAGUACUUCGCGCUCUACCAGAACGUGCUCUUCUACUUCGAGAACGACCAGAGCGCGAGGCCCUCUGGGAUCUACCUGCUGGAGGGAUGCACGUGCGAGCGCGCACCUGCGCCCAAAGUCUCCGCCAUCAGCAAGGAGCCCAUGGAGAAACAGCAGCACUACUUCCUGGUGAUUUUUGGCCACGAUGGACAGAAACCUCUGGAGCUGCGGACAGAGGAAGAGUCCGACUGUAAUGAGUGGGUGGAGUGCAUCCAACAGGCCAGUUACUCUGACAUCAUCAUCGAGCGUGAGAUCCUGAUGCAGAAGUACAUCCACCUGGUCCAGAUCAUGGAGACGGAGAAGAUCGCAGCCAAUCAGCUCCGCACCCAGCUGGAGGACCAGGACACCGAGAUCGAGAGGCUUAAAGCCGAAAUUGUUGUGUUGAAUAAAACCAAGGAGAGGAUGCUGCCGUACCAGAACAACCAGGAGGAGGAGGACUCAGAUAUUAAAAAGAUCAAAAAGGUGCAGAGCUUCAUGCGCGGCUGGCUGUGCCGCAGGAAGUGGAAGAUCAUCGUCCAGGACUACAUCUGUUCCCCUCACGCCGAGAGCAUGAGGAAGAGGAAUCAGAUCGUCUUCAACAUGGUGGAGGCCGAGACGGAGUACGUCCACCAGCUCUCCAUCCUGGUCAACUGUUUCCUGCGGCCGCUGCGCAUGGCCGCCAGCUCCAAGAAGCCUCCCAUCAGCCACGAUGACGUCAGCAGCAUCUUCCUCAACAGUGAGACGAUCAUGUUUCUGCACGAGAUCUUCCAUCAAGGACUGAAAGCUCGGAUCGCCAACUGGCCCACUCUGGUUCUGGCGGACCUGUUUGACAUCCUGCUGCCGAUGCUCAACAUCUACCAGGAGUUUGUGCGUAACCAUCAGUACAGUCUGCAGGUCCUAGCCAACUGUAAGCAGAACAGAGACUUUGACAAGCUGCUCAAACAGUACGAGUCCAACGCUGCGUGUGAGGGACGGAUGCUGGAGACGUUCCUCACAUAUCCCAUGUUCCAGAUUCCUCGAUACAUCAUCACUCUCCACGAGCUGCUGGCUCACACACCUCAUGAACACGUGGAGCGGAAGAGUCUGGAGUUUGCCAAAUCCAAACUGGAGGAGCUGUCGAAGAUGAUGCACGAUGAAGUGAGCGACACAGAGAACAUCAGGAAGAACCUGGCCAUAGAGAGGAUGAUCGUAGAGGGCUGUGACAUCCUGUUAGACACCAGUCAGACCUUCGUCAGACAGGGCUCCCUCAUCCAGCUGCCGUCCAGCAGCGAGCGCGGGAUGCUCAGUAAGGUCCGGCUGGGCUCCCUCUCGCUGAGGAAGGAAGGAGAGCGACAGUGUUUCCUGUUCACCAAACACUUCCUGAUCUGCACACGAACAUCUGGAGGAAAGCUUCACCUGCUGAAGCAAGGAGGCACGUUGUCUCUGAUAGAGUGCACUCUCAUCGAAGAACUAGACGCCAGCGAUGAGGACUAUAACGCAGCAGGUCAAGGCUUCAGCCACCUGGAGUUCAAGAUCGUGGUGGAGCCUCCGGACGGUCAGUCCUUCUCUGUCGUCCUCUUGGCGCCGUCUCGUCAAGAAAAGGCCGCCUGGACCAGUGACAUCAGCCAGUGCAUCGAUAACAUCCGAUGUAACGGCCUGAUGACCAGCGUGUUUGAGGAGAACUCCAAAGUUUCGGUGCCGCACAUGAUCAAAUCUGACGCCCGACUGCACAAAGACGACAUCGACAUCUGCUUCAGCAAGACGCUCAACUCCUGCAAGGUCCCUCAGAUCCGAUACGCCAGCGUGGAGCGGCUGCUGGAGCGACUGACAGACCUGCGGUUCCUCUCCAUAGACUUCCUCAACACCUUCCUCCACACGUACAGGAUCUUCACCACAGCGGCCGUGGUCAUCGACAAGCUGGCCGACAUCUACAAGAAGCCGUUUACCUCCAUACCUGUCAGGAUCGAGCAACACUCAUGUGAUCGUUUGUCCAUCAUGUCCCUCUGUCCUGACUACAGUCUGAAGAUCACACAGCUUGCCCUGGACCAGUCCAAGUCUCUGGAGCUCUUCUUCGCCACCAACCAGGGCUCGUGGGGGACGGACCCCCUGAACAACAAGUCCCCGAGGCUGUGCCGCAAGUUCUCCUCUCCUCCGCCUCUCACCAUCCCCUCUCGCACCUCCUCGCCCGUCCACAGCCGCAAGCUCUCCCUCAGUUCCCCCGUCAGUGGGAAAGCUGGAGCCUUGGAUCUGUCCACCACCCCCACCUCCUCCGCAGCCAACUCCCCCACCUCCAGUCACAGCCCCUCCAUCUCCUCUCCUCCUCCCAACUCAACCAGGCCCCCCUCUGGCUUUUCCUCCCCUCCACCCACCGCCACGCGCUCUCCCAGCCUCCCCCAGGCCUCCGGGAUGUCCUCGCCGCCCCCCUUCUCCACCAAGGCCCCUCUGGACCUCAGCCGCGGUCCCAGCUCCCCAGAGCUGAGCCCAGCUGCAGGGGAGGACGUCAGCGGAGAGCUGCCUCGCAUUGACGCCUUCUGUGGGAAGCUGAGGCGCAGCAUCCGCAGGGCUGUCCUGGAGUCAGUUUCUCUGGACAAGUUUCUCCCUGAGUCACCGUCCAGCAGCGAGCCGGGCGACAUGUCUCCCUGUCGCUCACCUUCAACGCCGAGGCAUCUCCGCUACAGACAGUCAGGAGUCACAUCAGGGGACAACUCUCGCUGCACGAUGUCACCCGCCUCAGCGUUUGCGAUCGCCACUGCUGCUGCCGGGCACAGCAGCUCCCAGGGUUUUACUAACUCUGAGAAAGUCUGUGACAAAGAAUUCAUCAUCCGGCGAGCGGCCACCAACAGAGUCCUCAACGUGCUGCGACACUGGGUGUCCAAACACUCCCAGGACUUUGAGAUGAACAGUGAGCUGAAGACGGGGGUGAUCUGUCUGCUGGAGGAGGUGCUACGUGACCCAGACCUGCUGCCUCAGGAGAGGAAAGCCACGUCCAACAUAUUAAGUGCCCUUUCUCAAGAAGAACAAGAUGAUGCUCAGCUGAAGAUAGAGGACAUCUUACAGAUGGCGGAGAGUCCGAAGGCCGAGUGUUUCGAGUCUCUGUCGGCCAUGGAGCUGGCAGAACAGAUCACACUGCUGGAUCACAUCGUGUUCAGGAGUAUUCCCUACGAGGAGUUCCUCGGUCAGGGCUGGAUGAAGGUCGACAAGACGGAGAGGACUCCGUACAUCAUGAAGACCAGCCAACAUUUUAAUGACAUGAGUAACCUGGUGGCGUCUCAGAUCAUGACUCACACUGACGUGGGCUCCAGGGCCAGCUCCAUAGAGAAGUGGCUGGCGGUGGCCGAUAUCUGUCGCUGCCUCAACAACUACAACGGCGUGCUGGAGAUCACCUCUGCUCUCAACCGCAGCGCCAUCUACAGGCUGAAGAAGACCUGGGCAAAAGUCUGCAAACAGACGAAGGCGCUCAUGGACCGGCUGCAGAAGACGGUGUCCUCAGAGGGGAGGUUCAAGAAUCUCAGAGAGACGCUGAAAAACUGUAACCCUCCAUGUGUCCCGUACCUGGGCAUGUACCUCACUGACCUGGCUUUCAUCGAGGAGGGAACACCCAACUUCACGGAGGAGGGCCUGGUUAACUUCUCCAAGAUGAGGAUGAUUUGUCAUAUCAUCCGAGAGAUUCGUCAGUUCCAGCAAGCACCUUACAGGAUAGAGCACCAACCCAAGGUGACUCAGUUCCUCCUGGAUAAGACACUAGUGAUGGAUGAAGAUACCCUGUAUGAGCUCUCACUGAAGAUCGAACCCCGAGUACCACCUGGCUAACUAUACCCUUAUCUCACACACACAUUCACAUAAAUGUGAUCAACACACAGUAUUUUCCAUUGUACAAAAUCAACCAUGAAUCAACACAACUUGAGACUCUUCCUCAGUAAAGCAGGGGUUGUUUCAUCAAACACCACCAGGUAUUGUGCUUAGGACACUCAGGAGAAAAUGUGCCUUGUUGUAUGAACAUUAAAUGUGUAUAUUUAGUGAACAGAAUGAACUGUAUAACAGACACGACUCUGCCAUACAAUCGUACAGUGAUGACUGUGGAAACAACCAUGUUAGCUUCUAUACAUGGCGCUAGAACGUAACCUGUUGCUGCUAUCACGUUGUAAACAAUCUGCCUCUGUAGUUAAAUAAACACUCUCAGAUGAGUUUUAUAUGACUGUACGAUCAGGGCCGGAUUCACCUGUCUGGGGUCACCAGGGGCCUCUUUGGGCCCCAGGUUUACUGUGUGGUGAAACCCAAAUUAAUAAAGAAAUAGUCAUCCCCGGAGCACUCUAUUCUGAAAUAACCUCACAGGCCAGCUUUCUUGGCAGUGUCAGCUGAUGUUAUGAAGAGCUUAAAACUAGAUUUUCACCCCAAGAACGUCGUCAACACGAGAUCAGGUGGUCAGGUAUUUUAAGGGCCCUAUCACAUUGGUUAAUAUUGAGCUUUAAGGCCCAGACACACCAAACCGACUUCAGAGAACUAGCAGCGAUGAAAGGUCCCUUUUGCGUCGCCUCAUGUUGCCUGUGCGUUAGUCAAAAAGUUUAAGUUUUUUUUUAGUUUAUUUACUUUAUUAAUCCCCCUGAGGGGAAAUUCAAUGUUUUCACUCUUGCUUGUCAAUUACACACAGGUCCGAAAGACACACACAUGCACAAACAGGACCUAUACAUGCACAAAGUGGAGAGAUGUCAGAGUGAGGGGGCUGCCCUUUGGUCAGGCGCCCCGAGCGGUUGGGGGGUUUGGUGCCUUGCUCAAGGGCAACUCGGCAGUGCCCAGGAGGUGAAUUGGCCCCUCUCCAGCCACCAGUCCACGCUCCAUAUUUUGGUCCGGACGGGGACUCGAACAGACGACCCUCCGGUUCCCAACCCAAGUCCCUAUGGACUGAGCUACUGCCGCCAUAGUUGCACAUAAACACACCGCCAAGACUUCAACUGAUGGCCAACAAGCUUGUACGUUCUGUGCCUGUAUGAGAGGAAACCAGAAGACCAUCUUGACGCAAGUUAGCCAGUAAGUACAUUAACAGAACAAUCCAGUGUUGAGAACAGAGCAUAUUUACCAUGCGAACAAUAACACAAACCAUCAGGAAAUGUUUUUGCUCAAGAGCUCAACGACUAAAGAAAAAUAAUCGUACCUUAUGAAAUGGUUUCAGUCUCAUUCCCUCUUGACUCAGGCUGCUUUCAGCCCUAGAGUGGUCUCCUUUGGUCUGAAUCAGGGACUCAUGUUGUUCCAAAGUUGUAUAAUUGCCUAGAGUUGGUUGGUGUUCUCACGGCAGCAUUUACAAGAGGACCAGAUCAAAUGCCUUGUGUGAGAAAGUUGCUCUUGAUUGGUCAGAAUUUCCAUGUGGGAAAAAUCCAGGAAGUAAAGCAAACGUUGAAGAAGAGUACACUUGCAAGAUAAAUGUGACACUUUCUAAUGUCACAAUGGAGGGACAACUACGCAGGUUGAUUUUAGCGCUGCUCAUCGUGGACUAUAUUGCUGUCAUUGUUCAUUUUAGUCAAACCAUACAGUUUGAAAACGAGGCGCGGCUCCAACUAGAAAACAAUGUUUUGAUGCAUUGGAUGUGCUGAAUGUGCAUAUUAAGGCAGUACAGGAGGAGGUGCACAUUAAUAAUCCUCCAGGACUGUAACAUGCUCAUGUUUAACCCAAACAAUGUGUCACUUAGGGGGCAAACCAACUUGAGUUUGAUUGAACUGAAACGAACCAAACAGGGCAGGUGUGAAAGCGCUCUUAAGCUUUUUGUUUACUUUCCUCACUUUAAUUUCUCUUCUUGUGUGCUGAGCUGAACUGCCAAUCAGAGUGAUGUGAUUCAACAACAGGCUCCACCUCUCCGAUUCAACAUGAUCCAUCAGCUGAAAAAAUCACAGACGAGGGCGGCUGAUGCUCGCCAACAGCCCAACAUCGACCGACCGUCUGCUUGGUGUGUCAGAGCCUUUAGUUUUUCAUAUCCACACAGUGAACCUGAAGCAUCGGGGCCCCUGGGCGAUUUAUGACCCUGUGGAAGUAACCGCUUUGCACGGUUGGUCGUCCAGCCUUGUGUACAAUACGUGUGCAUGAAGACACACUGGGUUUCCUGAAUAGCUGAAGUACAGUUAAAAUAUAUUAUCUACCUUAAAUCUCCUGUUUCGGGGUGGCGAUGAUGCUCACAGGAGCAUUCUUAUAUCUUCACUCAUCUGUUAACACAAACAGUUUGUGUUGUUGCAGUUGCUCUUGUAUUGCAUUUGCAUGUUAACUGCAAAAAUCUCUAGACAGAUUCCAAAUCUGACAAUAUACGAUAGUUCUCUCAAACUUAACAUUUAUUCAUCUUUGUUGACAAUCAAAAGCGUUUCCGCUUCAAAUCACGUCUCCUCAGUUUUGUAACGUUUGUCAUUUUAUACAAAUAAUCUUCUUUUUUGCUCUGAUGUUAAAAAGGUUUCUUACACGAUAAAAGCCCUACUGUUAUAUUUCUUUUACAUGUAUCACUGUUAUUAUUAUUAGCUCCUUGUCAAUGUGAUCUUUUAAUCAUAUUCAUAUUUUAAACCUUGUUGACUGUAUUAGUAAAAUAGUAAUAUCUUUGCACUAUUGAUUUGUAAAGAAUGUCAAAAGAAACUUAUUUAUAGCAUGAAUUAGCAUGAUGUCCCCUCCGUCCCUCAGACUACUGUUAUCAUUAGAGUUACUGUUACUGAGUUUUAUUAUGUUUGUUUGUUUAUUUUGACUCCUGAUGUCAGGAAUCUUUAAAUGCUUAAAUACAUUAGUAUAUGAGACCUUACUGUAUACUUUGAAAUUUCAGCUUUGCUCUUGUAUUUUUCCAGCGUUUCUCUGUGAUGUACAGAUAUUUACACACAAUAAAUGAUGUGAAUUAUCA
Molecule: messenger RNA, 7654 nt
Organism: Epinephelus moara (kelp grouper)
Lineage: Eukaryota; Metazoa; Chordata; Actinopteri; Perciformes; Serranidae
Gene: rasgrf2a
Product: Ras protein-specific guanine nucleotide-releasing factor 2a
Exons: 28
Coding region: 676-4605 (1309 amino acids)
Biological process (GO): Ras protein signal transduction; positive regulation of GTPase activity
Cellular component (GO): plasma membrane
Molecular function (GO): guanyl-nucleotide exchange factor activity; protein binding
Source: RefSeq, a predicted model, not a curated record